Hibiscus syriacus is the source of this 567-nucleotide messenger RNA. RefSeq lists its product as uncharacterized. The coding region runs from base 136 to 429 and encodes 97 amino acids. Lineage: Eukaryota; Viridiplantae; Streptophyta; Magnoliopsida; Malvales; Malvaceae. The transcript has 3 exons. The record is from RefSeq and is a predicted model, not a curated record.
CAUCCGAAGCCCACCGACCUUAUUUUACCAUUUUGUUGUACUUGGAUUUUGGAUACCCAUCAGUUCCCUCUCUCUUAUCGGCUGCUCGGCGGCGAGGAAAACGGCGGUAGCUUCGCAAGAACCAGAAACGCGAAAAUGGCGAGCUAUCUAUGGAGAAAAUAUGCAGAUUAUGUUUACAACAAAUGGGAAAGAACGCUUCUUUGGGACAUGUUAGAGCCUUACCGAAGAGCCAAAUCUUUUACGCCUCUUGUUACCAUUUAUAUUGCAGCUUUUUACACAGGCGUCGUUGGUGCCGCCAUUACUGAGCAACUCUACAAGGAAAAGUACUGGGAAGAUCAUCCUGAGGAAGCAGUGCCGCUCAUGAAGCCGAAAUUUUAUGGUGGACCUUGGAAGGUGCUCAAAGGUGAUGUCCUCCCACCUAAUGAAUGAAAACCGAAAGAUUUUCUCGAGGAAAAUGAUGCUCGGACUAGUCAUUUUUCUUUUGGUACUUACGUUUGACCCAUCAAUGUCGGAUAUAUAUACUCAUAUCCAAUGUUCACAUCUGAAUCAAGUAAUAUAGGUUUGGUA